Messenger RNA from Sciurus carolinensis (gray squirrel), 951 nucleotides. RefSeq names its product olfactory receptor 4K2-like. Gene Ontology annotation, biological process: G protein-coupled receptor signaling pathway. The record is from RefSeq and is a predicted model, not a curated record. Gene Ontology annotation, cellular component: membrane. Gene Ontology annotation, molecular function: G protein-coupled receptor activity; olfactory receptor activity. Lineage: Eukaryota; Metazoa; Chordata; Mammalia; Rodentia; Sciuridae.
AUGGAUGUGGUCAAUACAUCUAUUGUGUCUGAAUUUGUUUUGCUGGGGCUCUCUAGUUCCUGGGAACUACAGGUGCUUUUCUUUAUGGCAUUUUCAUUGCUGUACAUGGCGACACUGGUGGGUAACAGCCUCCUAGUCCUCACGGUCAUCGCUGACUCUCACCUGCACUUGCCCAUGUAUUUCCUGCUUACCAACCUUUCCAUCAUUGAUAUGUCGCUUGCUUCCUUUGCCACCCUCAAGAUGAUUAUAGACUACCUAAGCGCCAAAACCAUCUCUUUUGAUGGCUGUAUCACCCAAAUAUUCUUCCUACACCUUUUCACUCGUACUGAGAUCAUUUUGUUAAUGGCUAUGUCGUUUGACAGGUAUAUUGCAAUUUGUAAGCCCCUGCGCUAUGCUUCAAUUAUUAGUCCCCAGGUGUGUGUUACCCUCAUGGUAGCUUCCUGGGUCGUGGGAAUCAUGCAUUCCAUGAGUCAGGUCAUUCUUGCCCUUACAUUAUCAUUCUGUGGUCCCAAUAAGGUGGACAGCUUUUUCUGUGACCUCCCUGUCAUUUUCCAGCUGGCUUGUGUGGACACUUACAUUUUGGGUCUUUUUAUGAUCUCAACAAGUGGCAUAAUUGCUUUGUCCUGCUUUGUUGUUUUAUUUACUUCCUAUGUUAUUGUCCUGGUUACUAUCAAGCGACAUUCUUCCAGAGGGUCAUCUAAGGCUCUUUCUACCUGUACAGCUCACUUCAUUGUUGUCUUCUUGUUCUUUGGGCCAUGCAUCUGCAUCUACAUGUGGCCACAAAACAGCUUUCUGAUAGAGAAGGUCCUGUCUGUGUUUUAUACCAUCUUUACUCCCAUUCUGAACCCAGUGAUUUAUUCUUUGAGGAAUCAAGAAGUAAAGACAGCCAUGAAGACACUGAAGAACAGAUUUCUGAAUUCCAACAAGGCAACUCCUUCUCAUCAUUUUUAA